AUUCCCCCAUGCAGACCCUCGUUGCACAUGACCGUGACACCAUCAGGGGCCACCAUAAGGGUUUACAUCGGGCCAUUCUCAGGGACGCCAAGCUCUGAAUGCCAAACGGGUGCACAUUUCAGGCAUCGUGACCUUGCUCCGAACCAGAAAUAGCCAACGUCACAGCAAGGCAUCUUAAUUACUCAAACGAGCGAUGAAGAUGCAGGGCCUGAGAGCUUUCACCAUGUCCUUCCUCAAGGCCGUCGGAACAAUAUGUGCACUGCUUCUGAUGACGCAUCUGAUGCCUGUGCACGGAGAACCCGUGGUAGCCUGUAGGGGUCCCGGAGAGAGUCUGGCCUGCAAAUGCCUGGACCAGUACGUGUCCUGCGACUAUGAUGACCUGACGGAGGUACCGACCGGUGUGCCAAACAACACUGCCACUCUAAUACUCUGGGGGAACAAAAUCACGUCGAUUCCGACAACAGCCUUUGCGAACCUCCCCCUGUUAAACAGCAUACAGCUUUCUGGUAACAAGAUAUCGUCUGUGGACGUGGGGGCAUUCGAUUGGGCAGCCGAAUCUCUCACUCGGCUUGUUUUAAAUAAUAACAAGUUAGAGGCUUUGGAGGUUGGUGUCUUUCGAAACCUCUCAAAAUUAGCUUACUUAGACCUCGAAGACAACUUGAUAUCAAGCUUCAGUGUCGAGCUCUUUCGAGGGCUGUCCAGUCUAUUAUCCAUUGAUCUCAGUGAGAAUAGGAUAUCUUCUCUGCCUGUUGGUAUUUUCGCGGGCAUGCCAGCAUUGAGUAAAGUAAUGUUAGCCAGGAAUAAUAUAAAGAGCAUAGACAACGUUCUAGCUGUCCUACCAUCCACUCUUGAGUCUUUAGAUUUAAACGGUAACUCUGUGGGGAACCUACGAGCUGGUGUGUUCAGCGGGUUUCCCAAACUCGAGUCGCUGAAACUUGAAGCAAAUGAAAUGGAUUCUCUUCCGAAAAACCUUUUCCUUGGCCUCGACAAGUUGAUUUUACUACAUCUCGACAACAAUAUGCUUGUUGAGCUCAACCGUAGCAGCUUUGGAGAUCACCCCAGACUCCAACACUUUAGUUUUGCCAACAAUUCCAUCGUAAGGAUUGAGCGAGGAUUUUUUAGUACAUUUCUUAAGUUGAGGCAAAUAGAUCUUUCGGGAAACGAUCUCUCAAGUCUAACUCCCGGGAUAUUUGAUAACCUUACUUAUCUCAAAUUCCUUCAUCUGGAAGGCAAUAUGCUAGAUAAUCUCGAUGCUAACGUCUUCAGAGGCCUUGAAGACCUCUGGUAUUUGUUUCUACAGGAAAAUGACAUAAAAAGCCUGCCUUCUACCAUUUUUUAUGGUUUGAGAAACCUCAAAGUUCUAUACCUCCACACUAACGAGCUCACGGUGAUAGAGAACGGUACUUUUAGCGACCUCCCAAAACUAGAAGACAUCUAUCUGGAGAAAAACCCGCUGGUGAACAUCACCUGCGACGUGCUUCCUUCACAGAACGUAUCGACGAAGUUGUGGGAAGUUGACGUUGACUGCACGUGCGAGUGGAAACCCAUGUACGAUUGCCCGGAGUUCCCCUGGUUCGAUUCCAUUGUGACGUGUAUAAGUCCGAUCCGUUGGUUCGGCAAUUCGCUUGACGAAAUCCCAAAAAAUGCCCUGACUUGUGCCGCUACUAGAAUGGUUGGCCUCAACCCUAUAGGCAUGGCUGCUUUGUGUCUAAUAUCCUUGUAUGUCACGUUGAAUGGCUAGGCAAGUGGACACAAGAUCAAGAGAUCACGAGUUCGAGUCCCGUGUUUGUUGCUACUGACUACGUAUUUAUGAAGGUUAUACAUCCAGGUAAACAAUAUU
This is a messenger RNA of Branchiostoma floridae (Florida lancelet), 1840 nucleotides long. RefSeq names its product leucine-rich repeat-containing protein 15-like. The record is from RefSeq and is a predicted model, not a curated record. Lineage: Eukaryota; Metazoa; Chordata; Leptocardii; Amphioxiformes; Branchiostomatidae. The transcript has 3 exons. Gene Ontology annotation, cellular component: extracellular matrix. Gene Ontology annotation, molecular function: protein binding. Bases 194 to 1741 code for a protein of 515 amino acids.